This is a messenger RNA of Labrus mixtus (cuckoo wrasse), 2836 nucleotides long. RefSeq names its product UDP-GlcNAc:betaGal beta-1,3-N-acetylglucosaminyltransferase 5a (gene b3gnt5a). Gene Ontology annotation, cellular component: membrane. The coding region runs from base 947 to 2143 and encodes 398 amino acids. The transcript is spliced from 2 exons. The record is from RefSeq and is a predicted model, not a curated record. Gene Ontology annotation, biological process: brain development. NCBI's taxonomy places the organism in Eukaryota, Metazoa, Chordata, Actinopteri, Labriformes, Labridae.
CUCCACUCCACUGACACAUAUGCUCAGUGUAGGGUUGAGGACGAUGAAAGCAGACCUGUGAGGCUCGGCUGAGUUGCCGACGUAGACCACAGGAUAUGAACAGGGGGAAAUGUGAGAGGAAAAAGAAGAGAAGGGGAAAAUCUUAGUGACAUACUUUGGAAAUGAAGAGAGAAAAGGAGAAGUCUUUGGAAAAAUAGCGAGAAAGUCACAAGUCGACUGAUUCCAGAUUCCAGGAGUGAGUGAUUUUACAGGAGCUGAGCUGAGCCGAACAGAAGGAUGUAUCUCUGCCUCACACAUGGACUCAGAAACAGUCGGGUCCCAGGUAUUUCUGUGACACAGUGACCUCACAGUAACCCAGAAGAAAGGAGGAACAAGGGAAGUGGAGUAGCAGGGGAAAGCUAACCAGGGGUCCUCGGGAACGAAGACCCAGGCCUAUAUUGAUUUUUUUUAAUCUGAAGGAGGGACACUGAACUUUACCCGGAGCUUUUUGCAGCCUGGCUCACUCACUAUGAGGGAGUGGAGCCUUUGUUCUACACAGCGGAGGAAGAUCAGUGACGGUGCACCCAGACUGCUAAAGAGCCUGACAAAAGCCUACUGGACUUGACAACAUCAAAAAAGAAAAAAAAAAAAACAGUUUGUUGGACAGGAGGGGGAGAGGAAAGAGGAUACGUGUGAGACGAGACAGACGACAGACGGUAAAGCAGAUGAGAUAUUAUUGAAGAUGAUUGGAUAGAUGAAAGGAGCGCUACAGGCAGAUGUUUGAGCCAAACGAGGAGUCAGGCUUGAAAGUGAAUGGAGGCAGAGAUGAAAUAACAGACUCUACCAUCAGAAAGAAGUGGAGACGCGCAAGACAGACUCAGAAAUAGAUCCAGGAGAGUGAAAUUCUGGAUCAAGAGGAUACAUGCUGUCAGUAUUCAAAGAGCAACAGAAAUAAGAAUUAGCCGCAAUGUUCAUGAACUUCCGCCGAAUCCACAAGUGCCAGUGUGUGCAGCUGCUCACCACCGGCCUGGUCCUGUGCAUGGUGAUGGUUUGCUGGGAGGAGCUGGACCACCACGUUGUCAGCCACAUGAGGUCCUACACCUACCGCUACCUGGUCAACAGCUACGACUUUCUCAAUUCUUCCUUCGUCGUCACCACCAACGAUCAAAAGAGAAAGAACGGUGCCAACAGUGUGAAUGGUUUGGGGAGCUACCCUUACCUGAUCAACCACCCGGACAAGUGCGGAGGUGUUGGCAGAGAAGGGAAAAGAUUUGACGAGGUCCUCCUGCUUUUGUUUGUGAAAUCGUCACCGGAGAACUUUGAGCGGCGCCAGGCCAUCAGAGACACAUGGGGGAACGAGAGCUUCGUUUGGUCCAAGCUGGGGGACAGCGUGAGGUUGGUGUUCGCCCUCGGUGUGCACCCUGAGGAGGGGCACAGAUCCUUUGUGCAGAGCGCGCUCAUGCGGGAGGACGAGAGCUACGGCGACCUGAUUCAGCAGGACUUUCUGGACACUUUCCACAACCUGACUACCAAACUCAUUAUGCAGUUCCACUGGGGCUACAAGUACUGCUCUCAGGCACACUUCUUCAUGUCGGCAGAUGACGACAUCUUCGUCCACAUGCCCAAUUUGGUUAGGUACCUGCGGCAGGUCCUGGGUAGACAAUCGCGCGCUAAGGACCUUUGGGUGGGGCAUGUCCACAGAGGAGCCCCUCCAAUUCGCCGCAAAGACAGCAAGUACCACGUUCCCUAUGAGCUGUACCCCUGGCCAUCCUACCCGGACUACACUGCAGGAGCUGGGUACGUGGUGUCAGGGGACGUCGCUGCUAAGAUCUACCAUGCGACCUUGGUGCUGAACUCCUCCAUGUACAUCGACGACGUCUUCAUGGGGAUUUGUGCCAAGGCCAUGGGCGUCUCUGCCCAGGAGCACGUGUUCUUUUCAGGGGAGGCCAAGGCUCCGUACCACCCCUGCAUCUAUGAUCAAAUGAUCACAUCGCACGGUCACGCCACAGAUGUGCGAUCUCUUUGGCGGGAAGCAACAGAUCCUGCAGUGUACAGCCACUCUAGAGGAUUUGUGGGUAAUUUGUACUGUACAGUAGUGAAAGUGAUGCUUCUUUGUCGGCCAUAUUACCAGAACACUUACUCCUGUAUGGCCGCUUUUACAUGAUUCCUGUCCCGUGAAGACACACGGAGUAAUGAGAACUUAAUGUACCACAGACAAAAGAUGGUACCUUAUACAAAGUUUUUUGCCAUUUUUUUCUCAUUAUAUUUAACAUUAUAUUUCACAAUUUGUUGACUGUAUUUGCUAUUUUGUAAUAAAGAACACAUCUGUUCUGUAAAGCAAAGAAGACCCACUGUUCUUGAGUCAUCUGCAGGAUCAUUUUUUACUGUGUCAACAGAAGAACCCUUUUUUGAAUUAAUUUAACAGUCUUGAGAGUCUGAAGCUGACAUCUAAACCAUCUUUCAGAAAGAGUGUUAUUAAUUCUGGUGUCACUGAAGGACGUCACUUUUCUUUAGAUCUUAACUAUGAUUUCUUUUUCAAAUGGAAUCUACUUGUGAGAUAUCAUUUAUAUAACCAAAGGUGUGCAAAGGCAGCAACCAAGGUUUGAUGGAUGAUACUGUUUUCUCAGCCUCAAACUACAAAGCUCUUAUUUCAAAAUGUGUAUUCUUAUAAAGGGUUUUUCUUUAAAAUCCUUUAAGUAUUAGACUGAUGCCAAUGCAGAAGUGGAAAAAACCUGCAGUUCCUUGAGUGUCCCCUUGAGGCUGGCUGCAAAAGCACUGGAAGUCACAUACACACCCAUUCUAAAAAGUCAAUUUUUACAACAGAAAUAAACAUGUUUACAUCCUGGUUCAAAAAACA